CAGUGACCACUUUCCCAUCAUUUCUAGUCUUUAUGGAUGCACAAUCAGAUCAAAGCAUUUCGCUUUAUUGACAUUGUGCACUAACAAUACAGAUAUAAUCAUGUUUUUCUUUGGGUUUCAAUGAUCACAAAUAUUACUGAAAGCAUCAGGAACUCGAUGAAUAAGGAUCGACGUUGAAGACGCCUUUCCAGAGACAAAAUCUGCUUGACGUAUAGGUUAACCUAGCAGUUGCACUGGUCGAAAAGAAGCCCUAAAAAAGCCUCAGAAUGCCAGACACAAUGGAAGACGACAUGGGAAUGUCAGUUCGGCUGACGAACGAUGACUUUCGAAAGCUCCUGAUGACACCUCGUGCCUCGGUACCCUCAUCCACUCCAGCAUCCUCAAUCCCAGGAACAGCGAGGGAUGCAGCAGCAAAAACCGCGCAGACCCCAUCAGUGAGUGGUCCAGACAGAGCUGAGGCUCGACGAAAGAAGAAAAGCUACUACGCUAAAUUGAAGAAGCAGGAGGAGGACAAAAUGGCAGAGCUCGCGGAGAAGUACAGAGAUCGUGCCCGGGAACGAAGAGAUGGCAACAAUGGAGAUUACCAGGCUGAAGAUCCCAUGAACAAUGCCAAUGCAUACAGAGCGGUUGCGCCUGAUUUAAAGUCUGGAAUGGAUGCUGCCGAGAGGAGGAGACAGAUGAUCCAGCAGUCCAAGUUCUUGGGAGGUGAUAUGGAACAUACUCACUUGGUCAAGGGUCUCGAUUACGCUCUAUUGCAGAAGGUUCGAAGUGAGAUAGAAGCCAAAGAAACCGAGCAGGAGCAGGAGAUGGAGAAGCUGGCGAAGCCAAAAGACCCGAAGCCGAAGGAGGAGAAGAAGCCAGAGAAGAAGCCCGAGGAAACGCAAUUCAAAACGAAAAUUGGUCGCAACAUCCACAAAACGAUAAUGAUAAUGAAAUCGAAGACAGUCGAGCGAAAUGAGUUGUUUACACCGGGUCGUAUGGCCUACGUCAUAGAACUGGACGACGAGAAUGCCGAGGUGGACAUACCAACAACGUUGAUCAGAAGUAAAGCGGACGUGCCAACAGUGGACACGACGCCCACUCUGACGACCAAUGACAUUGUGAUCAAUAAAUUGGCGCAAAUUCUAUCGUACCUCCGCCAGGGCAGCAGACAUGGUAAAAAGGGCAAGAAAAAUAAGGACGGAAGGUCGAGGCCUGACGAGGGAGAACUCGAGGUAGUUCCAAGGCCCCCAGCCGAUGACAGUAUCUAUGGGGACAUCGGUGAGUAUGUGCCCAACGUUUCCAAGAGGGAGUCUGGGGUAUCGAGACGAGAAAAGAAGUCUUCCUACUUCACUAAACCAGAGCCAAGUGCUGUGGACGAUAAAGCCAAUGCCCCCCAGCUACCGGCCAUCCUGACAGCUGUAAUGGAGGCGGCAGGCACCUCGGGGCCUAAGAAAGGCGCACUGCUGAAUAAAUUGGCGGCUGAACCCGAGGGAUACGCUGAGUGCUAUCCAGGACUCGAUGAAAUGCAAGACGCCAUUGAUGAUUCUGAUGACGAGGUGGACUACACGAAGAUGGACCUGGGGAACAAGAAGGGACCCAUUGGACGCUGGGAUUUUGAUACACCUGAGGAGUAUAGUGAGUACAUGAAUAAUAAGGAGGCACUGCCCAAGGCCGCUUUUCAGUAUGGAGUUAAAAUGGCCGAUGGCAGGAGGACUAGGAAAUAUAAUAAAGAGAAGAAUGAGAAGGCUGAACUCGAUAGGGAGUGGCAGAAGAUUCAGAAUAUUAUGAAUAAGAGGAAACCAGCUGCAGGGGGAGAGGGCGCACCUGAAUUCAAAGUGCCUAGGUAUUAGGGGAUUCGAUACAAAGGGGUAGUCUGGGGGGCUGAGUUGGAGGAGGUUUGAGAUGAUUGUUAUUAGGAAUUUUUGUAAUGAGAAAUAAUAAAAUUAUAAAUUUGUGCCCGAGACGUUUUCGGGGGGAUUAUUAUUCAAUUUUUAUUUAAUUUUGGAUUUUCUAUCUUGUGGAGGCUCCUAGACAUAACGAUUGCACAACAAAAGUGAAUACCACAAUGAUUUUCAAAAAAUAAUUUACCUGGAACUCGAGAGAUUAAUUGAGACAAAAGAUGGAAAAGCUGACGAAUGUUUUGUGAUGAGAAUUUGUAAAAAUAUAUAAAUGCAUAAAAAUAAAUAAA
This is a messenger RNA of Diachasmimorpha longicaudata, 2170 nucleotides long. It is a transcript of the gene beag, whose product is annotated as protein Red. The record is from RefSeq and is a predicted model, not a curated record. NCBI's taxonomy places the organism in Eukaryota, Metazoa, Arthropoda, Insecta, Hymenoptera, Braconidae. Gene Ontology annotation, cellular component: nucleus. The transcript is spliced from 3 exons. The coding region runs from base 267 to 1832 and encodes 521 amino acids. Gene Ontology annotation, biological process: mRNA splicing, via spliceosome.